Truncatella angustata is the source of this 1190-nucleotide messenger RNA. RefSeq names its product acyl-CoA N-acyltransferase. Bases 119 to 1027 code for a protein of 302 amino acids. The record is from RefSeq and is a predicted model, not a curated record. The transcript has a single exon. Gene Ontology annotation, molecular function: acyltransferase activity, transferring groups other than amino-acyl groups. Lineage: Eukaryota; Fungi; Ascomycota; Sordariomycetes; Amphisphaeriales; Sporocadaceae.
UUGCACCUGUGUCAAUGAACCUUGAGAUUCUACACGUAUCGCAUUGCUCAAGAAAUUAAAGGCAUUUACGUACAGAUUUCCCCAGGACAGAUAGCACGCAUCAAUAACUUCUUUGGUGAUGGAUACACUGCCGACGGAGUAUCCCAAGCUGGAGGCGCUCACAAAGGAGCAGCUCCAGCGGCUGUACGUGAAGAACAAAUUCGAGCUUACCAGACACGUCAGCGCCAGCGUGGGCGCGGAGCCGCAGCGGUACGGCGGAGGCGACUGGAUCGUUCAAUGGCACAAGGCGCCGCCGGGAUCUGAGGUCCACAACCUGCUGGAGCAUCAGGAUGUGCCAGACGAGCACAUCUCCACCGCCAUAAAUAUAGUCAUGCACUCUCUACAAAACAGGCAGUUCAGCUGGGUCACCGGCCCCGGCGAUCAGGCGCGGCUCGAGCAUUUUCUCCAGCAAAAGAACUUCACUGUCGCCGACGAGGCCGCGACGAUGGCGAUUGGUCUACGCCCGAGGGAGAUGACGCGCUAUGUUCAACCACCGAGCGGGGUGACUAUUUCAGACGUCAAUGCCCUGGGUGUUCGGACAUGGGUCCAGACCUGGGCGCCGCAAGCUUCACAGACAGGCAUCGGACAAUGGACUCGGACGUACUACUCGAUGCUAAAAUCGCUCCACCGGAACCAGUUCAGCCUGUUCAUGGCCGAGCGGAACGGAGAUCCGGUCGGGACGGGCUUCCUCCAUUGCUUUGCUGGGGUGGCCUCUGUUCACGCGAUACAUGUGCUACCAGAGGCCCGAGGGCACGGAAUCGGCGGGGCACUCACCUCAUACGCAAUGCAGAAGGCGGCUUCCUUGGGCUAUAAUGUUGUGACACUCACGUCAACGGCUUCCAGCGCCAGGUUGUUUACCUCUGCAGGCUUUCACCCGUUCGGCUAUGUCAAACUAAACAUGUGGCACUCGAUUCGAGAAGCUGAACGCGAAAAACAAGAGAAGGACAAGUUUCUCGAGGCGGAGGAGGAAGGGUGGUGUGUGGUAUGAUCUUAAUAUUUGACGAAGUUAAUUUGGCUCAAGUUGGUAAUUAUGGUACAUUUGGGUGUUGUGACGGGUAAGCGGACAACUUUGGAGUCAUGACAUUAUUUCUAAGCAAGUAGCACGAGCUCCCGCGAGGUUCAACUUGCCACAGAGUGUUGACUCAACUCUA